UUGCCUGCUCGCAGUCUACCAUCUCCAGCAGCGGCAAUGAGGAUCCUGGUGUGCGUGUUGCUGUUUGGACUGGCUCUGGCCGAGGAGAAGCAAGUGGAAAAGCGUGGGCUGAUUGGCUCCCUGGGUAGCUAUGGCGGCGGUGGGUACGGAUCGACUAUCGACCACGGCAUCGGCGCCAGCAGCUACAGCAGCGGCGGGAUCAGUGGUGGAUACGGGGGUGGCUACGCUGGUGGUUAUGGAGGUGGCUUUGGAGGCGGCUAUGGAGGCGGCUAUGGAGGCGGCAUCGCCUCUGCUGUUGGAGGCGCUCGCGUUACCAACAUUGCCAUCACCAAGCAGGUCCCUGUCCCGUACCCAGUACCAGUGCAGCGUACUGUCCCAGUACCAGUCAGGGUUCCUGUCACGGUGCCAGUCAACAGGCCUGUGCCAGUGCCCGUCCCACAGCCGUACCCUGUCCCCGUGCAGAGGCCAGUCCCAGUACCCGUGAGUGUCCCUAGCCCAGUCCCCGUACCAGUACCACAGCCCGUCGUCGUCAACCAGCCGGUACCUGUCGUCGUGGGAGGCGGAGCUGGUGUCGGCGGAGGUCUCGGAGGUGGCUACGGCGGCGGCAUUGGUGGAGGCUACGGUGGAGGCUAUGGUGGAGGCUAUGGUGGUGCCAUCGGCGGUGGCUACGGUGGUGGCUACGCUGGGGGUAUCUCUGGAGGCUAUGGAGGCUACGGGAAAUACAGUUGGAUGCCCCACGAUUAUAGCUGCAAAGGUACUAGAUUUUCAUUGUCAGUCAAAGUGUGCGUGUUCUUGUGUGGCUUGGCUCUCGCUGAAGAGAAGCAGGUAGAGAAACGGGGGUUGAUUGGCUCCCUAGGUGGCUACGGAGGUGAUGGAUAUGGAAUAGGCGCCAGCAGCUACAGCAGUGGCGGGCUCAUCGGUGGUGGUUAUGGGGGCGGCUAUGGAGGCGGCUACGGAGGCGGCUUUGGAGGCGGCUAUGGAGGUGGUAUCAGCUCUACAGUUGGAGGUGCUCGAGUCACAAACAUUGCCAUCACCAAGCAGGUCCCUGUCCCGUACCCAGUACCAGUGCAGCGUACUGUCCCAGUACCAGUCAGGGUUCCUGUCACAGUACCAGUCAACAGGCCGGUACCAGUGCCCGUCCCACAGCCGUACCCUGUCCCCGUGCAGAGGCCAGUCCCAGUACCCGUGAAUGUCCCUAGCCCAGUCCCCGUACCAGUACCACAGCCCGUCGUCGUCAACCAGCCGGUACCUGUCGUCGUGGGAGGCGGAGCUGGUGUCGGCGGAGGUCUCGGAGGCGGCUACGGCGGCGGCAUUGGUGGAGGCUACGGUGGAGGCUACGGAGGAGCCAUCGGCGGUGGUUACAGCGGUGGCUACAGCGGUGGCUAUGGAGGUGGCAUCAGCUCUGCAGUUGGAGGUGGUCAAGUGACCAACAUUGCCAUCACCAAGCAGGUGCCCAUCCCGUACCCAGUACCAGUGCAGCGUACUGUCCCAGUACCAGUCAGGGUUCCUGUCACAGUGCCAGUCAACAGGCCGGUACCAGUGCCCGUCCCACAGCCGUACCCUGUCCCCGUGCAGAGGCCAGUCCCAGUACCCGUGAGCGUCCCUAGCCCAGUCCCCGUACCAGUACCACAGCCCGUCGUCGUCAACCAGCCGGUACCUGUCGUCGUGGGAGGAGGAGCUGGUGUCGGCGGAGGUCUCGGAGGCGGCUACGGCGGCGGCAUUGGUGGAGGCUACGGUGGAGGCUACGGUGGAGGCUACGGAGGAGCCAUCGGCGGUGGCUACAGCGGUGGUUACAGUGGUGGCUACGGCGGUGGCUACGGAGGUGGCUACUCUGGAGGCAUCGCUGGAGGCUAUGGAGGCUACGGGAAAUACAGCCACUAACAUCAGUAGCUGAACCCAACAUCUCAGACAAAACAUGCCACCAGAGAUUCAUUGUGUAGUUUUUACAGCCAUAUGUAACUGUAGCAUGAAAUAAAAAGAAUGUAUGAGAUA
Schistocerca serialis cubense is the source of this 1992-nucleotide messenger RNA. RefSeq lists its product as uncharacterized. Lineage: Eukaryota; Metazoa; Arthropoda; Insecta; Orthoptera; Acrididae. Bases 37 to 1881 code for a protein of 614 amino acids. The record is from RefSeq and is a predicted model, not a curated record. The transcript is spliced from 9 exons.